This is a messenger RNA of Odocoileus virginianus texanus, 1683 nucleotides long. Lineage: Eukaryota; Metazoa; Chordata; Mammalia; Artiodactyla; Cervidae. The record is from RefSeq and is a predicted model, not a curated record.
AUGUUGUCUCCAGCAGACAACAGCCUACGGCUCAGAGCACAGUCCCCACCAGAAACCGUGUGUCCCACAUCUUCACUCUUCACCAGUACCCUGGACUGUGAAGCGAAAAGACGACAAAUACUUAUCCCCAUGAAGGAGUCAGAUCUGUCGCCAGUGACAGGUCGCCUGAAGGAGGAGAUCACCCAGCGGCACGUGCAGCAGGUGGCUCUAGGUCGCCUGAAGGAGGAGAUCACCCAGCGGCACGUGCAGCAGGUGGCUCUAGGUAUCUCAGAAAACAUCCCGGUGCCCUCAGUGCCAGACCAGCUGGAAGAGAAGCUGCGAUCACAGCUGGAGGAAGAGAAGAGAAGAUACAAAACGAUGUUCGCGCGCCUGAAGGCCCUGAAGGUGGAGAUAGAGCAUCUGCAGCUGCUCAUGGACAAAGCCAAGGUGAAGCUGCAGAAAGAGUUUGAAGCCUGGUGGGCCGAGGAAGCAACCAGCCUGCAGGUAAACUCGCCAGCAGUGACUGCAUCGAAUCACAUGAAGCCCUUUCCCCAGAUGUCAGAAGCCCAGCAUGAAAGGUCCCAGCCCCUCUCUAACAAGAGCAUCCCAGAGAGGCCAGUGUCAUCUGUCCCUCUCACAGGGGACAGCCAGACGGACUCCGACAUCCUGGCCUUCAUCAAGGCCAGACAGAACAUCCUGCAGAGGACAGGUUUCCAGUAAGCACCGGCGGUGCAUUGCGGCGGCAAGAACGGACUCCAGACGAAGGUCUCGGCUCCAGCAGGGAUCUGUGGCCUGCUGGAAGCAAUUGGUGACCUGGAUCCCAGUCGGGGGGUUGUGUUUCUUUAAGGAUGGAGCCCUGGAUGCUGCCAGUGGGGCUGGGGCCAGGCUUACGGUGCUGUCCUUGCUGUGGGUGCAGGAGCCGUGGGCAGCCAGGCAGUGCCGGGUUCUAGGGGUGGAAUGAGGGCUUUAGCUCACCCUUGCUGUGGUCUUACACAUAGACGACUACAAGCCUUUGAGAUCCUAAAACAGUACCAUCCUAGCUCAGUGGCAGGGAAGCUCACACUGGUAGAAGGAGGCGGAAAUGAUAAUGGGUUAUCUUUAGCUAUGGAGUUGGCCAAAAAGUUUGUAUGGGUUUUUCUGUAACAUCUUACAGGAAAAUUCCAAAUGAACUUUCAGCCAACCCAAUAUUUUCCCGCCACUCCCCUGCCCCAGCCCCUUGUUGAGACGCCCAGGAAUGGCUGGGGCAUCCACACAGCAGGUCAGACCAAAGACAAGGCAGUGGACAGCAGCAGGGCAUCUGGGUGGCCAGCCCUGCCCUCCCAGGCCAGACUCCGCAGCAUCACUCUUACGGUCCAGAUGACCCACGGGUGACAUCUGAAUCAGCUGCGUCUCCAGGGAGCCAUCCCUACAGCUGCGCCCGGAGGGCAGUGGACAGCUCCCGGGAGCUCCACUGAGAACCGAGAGGAGCAGUGUGGGUGCCUUGGGCCUCCCCUUCACCCCGUACCUCGGGGCUGGGCAGGGUUUGGGUCGGUUCUCCCCACUCCCACAGAGGACCGCAUCUCAGAGAGCUCUCUCAGCACUCCCGGCCCAGGGCCAGCGGAGGGUGGGCCGCCCCUAGAGGCCCUUGGGGGGACUGCCACCCACCUCAGGAUGCUGGCAGUAAGUCCAAGCCAGCUGCAGGGGGGUGGGCAGGGGGAAGGGGAG